AUGCAGGCGGCGAAGGAGAAGGUGAAGGACGGGGUGAGCGCGGUGAAGGCCAAGACCAAGAUCGCGCAGGCCAAGGCGUCGGAGAAGGCGGAGGCGGCCACGGCGAGGUCGCACGCCGAGCGGGAGCUGGCGCACGAGCGCGGCAAGGCCAAGGUCGCCGCGGCCAAGAUGGAGCUGCACCAGGACAAGGCGCUCCACCGGGAGGAGGCCAUGGAGCACCGCAUCCACAAGCACGGCGGCCACGGCCGCCACCACCACAAGCACGGCGUCGGCAUCGUGGCCGCGCCCCCACCGGCAACUGGGGCGGGAGCCGGGGCGUACCACCAUCCUCCCGCCGCCGGUGGCCACUACUACUAA
Molecule: messenger RNA, 357 nt
Organism: Triticum turgidum subsp. durum (durum wheat)
Lineage: Eukaryota; Viridiplantae; Streptophyta; Magnoliopsida; Poales; Poaceae
Source: the annotation of a GenBank genome assembly